UCGGCGCGGGACGCGGGCCGGCAUGGAACCCACGAGCGGCACCGCGGGGCCCGGCGGUGGCGCUAGUGAUCGCGCGAAAGCGGCUGGUUGCAGGACGGACACGUCGUCACACGAGGAAUACGACGCCUGGGCUCCGUUGGCCGGCGACAACGCAUUGCUGUCACUACGCGCUCAGGUUUUUCUCGAACUGAGCCGUGGCUCUGCUGGGGGACGCCAGGAGCUGCGGCUUGCCUGCCUCGAGUCCCUGGAGCAGCCGAACAGCACACCGCUCUCUCAUGCGACCGCCAACGGCGCGGACCGCACCGUCUCAGAGGAGGACCUCCAGGAGACGACCAGCGUGGAGUCCGGGGGUGAGGCGAGGCCCGAGGCCGGAUUCCGAUGCCCCGUGUGCGGGGCCAGGUUCAGCGACAGAGCGCGGUGA
Rhipicephalus microplus (southern cattle tick) is the source of this 421-nucleotide messenger RNA. RefSeq lists its product as uncharacterized. NCBI's taxonomy places the organism in Eukaryota, Metazoa, Arthropoda, Arachnida, Ixodida, Ixodidae. Gene Ontology annotation, biological process: regulation of gene expression. Gene Ontology annotation, cellular component: nucleus. The record is from RefSeq and is a predicted model, not a curated record.